Messenger RNA from Triticum turgidum subsp. durum (durum wheat), 1215 nucleotides. The record is from the annotation of a GenBank genome assembly. Lineage: Eukaryota; Viridiplantae; Streptophyta; Magnoliopsida; Poales; Poaceae.
AUGGAUGGCAAAGACCUCAUCUCACCGUCCGACCUGCCGCCAUUCUAUGGCCAGCAGCAGCAGCAGCAGCAGCACCUCCGCAUGCUCGGCGGCACCGGCGGCGGCGGGGGGCAGCAUAGCCCCUCCUCGCUCGCCGGGAUGCACUCCGUCAUCCGCCCCAUGCCCAACAUGAGCAUGAGCCCCACCGCCAUCCUCCAGUCCAUCGGCGGCGGCGCCUCCUCCCUCGCCGGCAUGCAGUUCAACAUGGACAACACCACGUCCCCUUCCUCCAUGUUGCAGCACGCCGGCAACAUGGGCGGCUCUGUUUCUGGCUCGGGCACGACGAUGCCGGUGGCCAGCCCGCCGCCGGAGCCCGUCAAGCGGAAGCGGGGCAGGCCGCGCAAGUACGGGCCCGACGGCGCCAUGAAGCACCACAUGUCCUCGUCUUCCUCGUCGGCGCAUCAUCAGCAGCAGCAACAUCAGAUGAUGGGCGCGCCUCAGCAGAGGAUGGGGUCGAUGGCCGGGCAGGGCAUGGCGGGCGGGCUCGACGACGCGGCCCAGAAGAAGAAGCGCGGCCGACCGCCAGGCACCGGGAAGAAGCUCUCCUCACCCAGCAGUAAACCCUCCGGCAAUGCGUUCCCUGGUUCAGCUGGAACGAGCUUUACUCCCCACAUCAUCACAGCAUCUCCUUCAGAGGACGUCGCGGGGAAGAUCGCGGCAUUCGCGAGCCAGUCACCGAGGGCGGUGUGCGUGCUCUCAGCGAUGGGGUCCGUCUCCAGGGCCGUCCUGCGCCACCCGGCAGAUCAUCCUCCUUCCUACAAUAACCCUGCCAUUUACGAGGGAUUGUAUGAAAUCCUGAGUUUAUCCGGCUCUUACAAUCUGAACGAGGGCCAGCAAAAUCAAACCGACGGGAUCAGCGUCACGCUCUGCAGCCCGGAGAGGCAUGUCAUUGGAGGUGUCCUGGGUGGAGCAUUGGUGGCUGCCAGUACUGUGCAGGUGGUGCUAGGGACUUUUGUGCAAGGAGGAUCCAAAUCAAAGUCCAAGAAAGCCGCGAAACCACCGGCUUUCGGUCCCGACUCGCUCACCGGCGCUGGGCCAGAUGUGGUGUCGCCCAGCUCAGGACAUAACCAAAACCUAACGUCGCCGCCCUCCGUUGUAUCGACGGGAGGGUGGCCUAGCUCUGGGAUAUUUGACACACGAAGUUCCAACAUUGAUAUCAACUCUUCUAGAGGAUAG